This is a messenger RNA of Phytomonas sp. EM1, 943 nucleotides long. Lineage: Eukaryota; Euglenozoa; Kinetoplastea; Trypanosomatida; Trypanosomatidae. The record is from the annotation of a GenBank genome assembly.
GGGGAAAAUCAAAAGGUUGAAGUCAUGUUUUCGGCUUUUCAUAGGUGCGAUCAAGGUAUGAGGUGUAUUUGUGGUACACCGAUCUGCUUAACUUGUGCUCGAUUGUGCACAGCAUGUGACAGCCUUGUAUGCCCAGGUUGCAUCCCGCUAAAUAUGCUCCAUUGUAAGCGAUGUUGUCUUGCCUACUUUCAAAAUUAUAGGUACCGACUCUGAUUAUUAAUGCUGUAUUGCAUUGAUGGGUAGGUGAAACUUAACAAGAUUAACAUCUGAAAAUAAACAGAAAAUGCCCUGGUUUAUUAAUUAUCUUACCAUUUGUGAGUAGUCGCGAGCCAGAUAUCACAACUAAUCCUCAACCUACUUCUGAAACAAAAAAUACUAGGUUUUUGUACCUAAUAAAUAUUGUAACUAUUUUGAUAGAUACAUUCAGUUAGUUUUUGUUAGACUCUACGCUCUGUGCUUCGCGGAUUACCACGGCUCUAGGUAUUUUGAUCACUUUGUAUAUUAAAAUUCAUUUCCCAUGUUAGCGAAAAGUGUGAACAGGUGUGUUUUACCUGUUGUUAGGGCUACAAUGUUACGUGCGCCAUGCUGCUUCUCAAUAGCUCCGGUACAAAGGCCUUCUAUAUGUAUCGAAACGACUAUGCCGACAUUUUUAAUCGAUGCAGAUAAACCGCAGUUUCUGGAAUGCGGAACUGGUCAACCGGCGCAAAGAGGACGAAGGAAACCACUUGUAUGGAAGCGCCGGCAUCCUUGGUUUGAUCGUCAGUGGUCCUUAGAUCUGAAACGUGUAAAGAAGGGCCCCGAGACACCGUAUUUUCCAGAAGGAGUUCCCUUCACUCCCAUCCGAACCUUCCAGUCCUUCUCAGGAAGGUCGUGGAAGAUCAACGCGGGGAGACGCCGUAAGAUUCGACUUUCACUUAAAAGAGGACGUAAAAAGCUUUUAUAG